AGUGUGGCUUUUACUUCAUCCAGGAAGAAUUUUUUUUUCUCAUAGCCGGAGUUACACUGUUUGAACACGCUGGAUUAUCACAAUUCUCCGUACUUGGGAUAAGAGUGUCGACUCAUAAAAUGAGCAGCAGUGCGAGCAGUCAGGAGUCUGGGUGUUGCUCCCCUGCGCGUUACCAACAGGAGAACUUGUACCACCAGACCGCCAAUAUCAGCAGCAACCUUCAACUCAUCCCCUACACCAAACUAACAGGUCUAAAGUUUAUUAACAAGGGAGCUUAUGGAACUGUACACAAGGCCUUCCAUGCCGACUGGAGAGUACCGGUAGCUGUAAAGUUCUUCCCAAAAGAGCGCCAUCUAGUGGAAAGUGACAGAAACAAGAUCUUCAAAGAAGCAGACAUUUUGCACAAAGCCAGGUUUAGCUAUAUCCUGCCAAUCCUGGGAAUUUGUUAUGAGGAGGAAAAUAUUGGCAUUGUGACAGAAUACAUGACCAAUGGAUCACUCAACCAGCUGUUACAUGAGGAAAACCCAUCACCGGAGAUUGUAUGGCCGCUAAGGUUUCGGAUUCUAUAUGAGAUUGCAUUAGGAGUAAAUUUUCUACACAAUAUGACUCCCCCAUUGCUGCACCAUGACUUAAAGACACCAAAUAUCUUGCUAGACAGUGAAUUCCAUGUAAAGAUUGCUGACUUUGGACUUUCAAAAUGGCGCAUGCUGUCACAGUCUUUCAGUGAUCACACACCAGCUGGAGGAACUAUUAUAUACAUGCCCCCUGAAAUGUAUGAGCCCAACAUCAAUACCGGCAGAGGGAGUGUUAAGCACGAUAUGUAUAGCUAUGCUAUUAUCAUGUGGGAAGUUCUGUCGAGGAAACAGCCGUAUGAAGGUGCCACAAACCCAAUGCAAAUCAUGUUCAGUGUGGCAAAGGGUAAUCGUCCAGACUUAACUGAGGAGAGCCUUCCUGCAAACAUGCCUCAUCGGGAUGUGUUUAUAUCAUUAAUGCAGAGCGGCUGGGCCUGCGAACCCAAUGACAGACCGGCUUUCCUGAAAUGUUUGUUGGACCUUGAGCCUCUGAUCAGAAGUUAUGAUGAUGUUUCAAUGCUGGAAGGAAUACUGCACAUAAAGAGAGCAAGAGGGAACAUUCCACCAGACUGGAGAACCUCUUCAAAUAUUUCUGUAUCUCAUAUGCUAACUGUUGUGAAGCCAAAUGAUGAAGAUAUCAAACCUGGUUUUAAAAACUACCUGGUAAUUGCAGCUUCCAUAUUUUAUCAUAGCACCUGCCCUUUUAGACAUUCUGGAGAUUACUUUGAUAGGUCACAACCACCAACAUAUACACAAACAACUAACCCUUCUUCUGAUACACGAGUAAUUGGUCCUCAGCAAGAAACUCUGGGUUCAGCAAUUAUGUGGGUUGUAUGCAGGCGAGAUCAAAUUGUAAAUCAGAUGACGGACGCUUGUCUCAAUCAGUGCCUGGACGCUCUUAUUUCGCACAUGAUCAUCAUAAAGGAGGACUAUGAGCUGGUCAGAUCAGAGCGCACAAGGAGUGCAAAAGUUCGAAGGCUUAUCGACACAUGUGAAAUGCAAGGAGAACUAUUUGCCAAGAUUAUUGUGCAGAAGUUGAAGGAUAACCGACAAAAUGACCUUAAGCCUUUCCCAGAGUUUGUGCAGGAUGGUUAGGA
Nanorana parkeri is the source of this 1669-nucleotide messenger RNA. It is a transcript of the gene RIPK2, whose product is annotated as receptor interacting serine/threonine kinase 2. Gene Ontology annotation, molecular function: JUN kinase kinase kinase activity; ATP binding. The record is from RefSeq and is a predicted model, not a curated record. NCBI's taxonomy places the organism in Eukaryota, Metazoa, Chordata, Amphibia, Anura, Dicroglossidae. The transcript is spliced from 11 exons. Gene Ontology annotation, biological process: regulation of apoptotic process; protein phosphorylation; positive regulation of canonical NF-kappaB signal transduction. The coding region runs from base 120 to 1667 and encodes 515 amino acids.